AUGAUUGCCAGUCUGACAAGUUGUUCAGUGGCCCAGUAUAUCGACUCGAUUACAAGCAGGCAUCAUAUUUUACACUAUGCGAUCCCGCGCCCGAUGUGUUUGGAACGACCGAGUAUGCCAGAGGGUGAAACAAUGCACACUAUGUGGUAUCAGCCGGAAGCACGCGAUUUGGCUAACGCGUUGUACAAGAUCAACGAGUUUGAAAAUGCUGAUCGCGGUCUGAUUUUGGGCAAUGGACAAAGCAGUAAGUGUGGACCUGUUUGGACACAUUUGCGCAUUCCAUUGGGAUGUCAGUCUUCCAUUCUUUAUGCUUAG
Molecule: messenger RNA, 315 nt
Organism: Echinostoma caproni
Lineage: Eukaryota; Metazoa; Platyhelminthes; Trematoda; Plagiorchiida; Echinostomatidae
Source: the annotation of a GenBank genome assembly